Molecule: messenger RNA, 1374 nt
Organism: Penicillium malachiteum
Lineage: Eukaryota; Fungi; Ascomycota; Eurotiomycetes; Eurotiales; Aspergillaceae
Exons: 2
Coding region: 1-1374 (457 amino acids)
Source: RefSeq, a predicted model, not a curated record
AUGUCUGAGUUAGAUCAGGACAUUGCACCCAUCCCCGUUCUCGGGAGGAGAACCAGGAGCGGUAUGUACCUCUUGUCUUAUGUUGCUUUUAUUGCGGCCUCGCGUCGAAAGGAUCGCAGUCUUGAUGCUCGUCUGGAGUCUGCUAAUCGUGCUUCUCAACUGCAUAAGAAGCGCACUGGCAAGGCUUUCCAUAUCACUAAAGAAAUUGUGGAAAAAGAAGCCAUGUAUGAAGAAGUCGAUGAACGUUACCAGGAAAAGCGGAUUCGUAUGCUGCAAGCCCAAAAUAUGCAGAUUGAAGAGCAAUUUCACCGUCAUCUCCUGGCUGCUUUCGCUGCUCGAGCCAAUAGUUCAGGUCACGGUCACGGUCACGGUUCAAGUGGCUCAUCUAUCGCCAGUCGACGUGCAAGCUAUGCUCCCCAAGCCUCUGUUGAAGGCAGUGUUUCAUCGCGGAAAAUGAGUUUGGAUCUCAGUAAUCUGCGAUCCCCAUUCAGACAAUCUAUGGACGCUGGUUCAUUAGCCAGUCCAGCUAUGACUACUGGUGAUGGCUAUGUGUUAUCUCCAUCAACUACGACUACUUUUGAUUCGAGUGCCCAGUCAUACAUGACCUGUCUCGAUGGAUCUGAGGGAACCCAUUACUCCAACAUGGUGACAACCGCCAAUCCUUCCGGUCAAGUGCCCGCAUAUGUGACCCAAACUCAGACACCGACUUGGAGUACCCAGAUGGCACCCGCAUGGACAAUGCAACAGCACAUCCCAACCCCCAACCAUACACCGACCGAUUCCCACGCUGUACAUAUGUGGCAGCAGCAAAUGAUGCAGCAAGCCCAGAUGCCCACCGACACCGCUUCUGCAAUGCACAUGCGCCAAUUCAGAGACAGACUCGCUUCUGCCCCCGAGUUACCCGUUACUCAAAUUGCAACCCCUUCAGCGACCCCUGCUAUCGCGCCAACUGCAACUGCUUCUAUCUCAGGACCAAGCGGCCACUCCCGUGGUCACUCCCAGCCUAGUAACAAUUUCCACAAUCUCCACCUGCUUACUCAGAGCACGCACCUCGCUCAGGCUCAUAUGGCUCUUCAAUCCAGUACCAGCUCACCGAAGAUUGAGACUUUCUCGGCAGAGACCCAAUCUACUCCUGACUUUUGUCCGACCCCCAAUACCCCACUCUCCCCGAUGGCAGUGGGUCAAGUUCAGCCUGUGAAGGAAGAGGGUGAUGGGGUUAUGGUCUCAGUCUCGCACGAGCAACUAGAUCCGGAUUUUAAUGAGUUCAGUCAGUUUGCAUUGGGAUUGGAUGGAAAUUCGUCACUUCAGGAUCGGGAGCCAUUCGGCUUCGAGGAUUUUGUCACUUUAGACGAGUUUGCUACCGUCUCGUGCUGA